Molecule: messenger RNA, 1836 nt
Organism: Symbiodinium natans
Lineage: Eukaryota; Dinophyceae; Suessiales; Symbiodiniaceae
Source: the annotation of a GenBank genome assembly
AUGUGGAAAGGUGGUCGUGGGAAGGGGAGGGAGCCAUGCCGUUUUUGGGCAUCAGGUUCUUGUAUGCGAGGAGACAGCUGCUGGUACUCUCACGAGAGCACGGAUGCUACGGCUCCGGCAUUCGCCGGCAAGGGAAAGAGCGGCAAGGGAAGCACGCAUAGAGAGCAAGGCUACAAAGGCGCGCAGACGUUCGCCAAAGGCAAAGGAAAUGCCAAAGGCAAGAAGGGCAAGAAAGGCAAGCGCGGAGGUCCGGCCUUUGAGCCGAUGAUUUUCAUGAACUCCGUACGCGACCACCCCGAUGAGCUCUAUUCGGCAGCAAGGGCUGCAAAGCAUAGUGGGGACACUCCCCUUGCAAUCGAACUCCUCUUCAUGGCCAUUCAGAUCGAUGCUACGAUGGGCCCUGAGUUUUCCAGCCGCAGCACAAGCAGGCGCGCCAGCAGGGAUCUUGAGAAGUGGGCUCUCACAAGCGAGAAAGAAGUAGAGAAGAGCCUUGUCAUCUUCGAGCGUGUCAACCGACGACUCGGCUUAUCGCUGGAGAGUGGGAGCGAGGCUGGCUUCAGUGAUGACCUUGAUGACCUUGAUGACCUCUUUGGACCUAACUACGACGAAGAUGAAGAUGAGGAGGUUGUUUUCCUAAGGCCUGACGGCACCACUGAGUCAAAGACUGUAUCAUGGUGCUUGGGUAACGACUUCUUCGAAGUUCGGCCAGGAGUCUGGUCAGGACCCUGGUACGACGCUAGUCAUCAAGGGGCACCCUGUGGUGCAAAUCGAGAACACGACGAUGAGAGCGAGCCAGAUGCAUGCGAUGAGUCAGACUUGUACGUCCGAGCAGAGCUGAUGGAAGCCCGACACAAGACACAGCAGAUGCAACUAGGACUGACGCCCGCACACACAGAAGCCAUUUUCAACGACAGCUACGUGGAGCUCGAAUCCCAACUGCAAUUGAUGCAGGCGCGCGAGUAUGCCGAGAAGCGGCGAUCGCACAGCCAGAAGAAGUUGCGGUUGCUUCGGGAUGUGGUGGCUAAAGGCGUCAAGGGCUUGGACGAAGGAGACCUCCAUGUCCAUGAAGAGGUACUGAAAGUCUUGCUUGCUGAUUUCAAGGAAGAUGCCGAUGCCCUCCUGGUUGCCAAUGCAUCCUGCAACUCGGGUUCGGUAGAGCGAGGCAGUGCCAUAGACUAUGUGCAUCGCAUGCUCAGCCUGCACGCGCGUCUGCACCAGCGCCUUCUCACUGACGUCCUGGACCUGGUCGGGUACUGGUGCGAUGUGCCAUUCUGCCGUACGCUUUUGGUGCGGCAAGGUCUUUUGCAACUGCUUGGUGGAGUUCUGGACAGAUGGCCCGUUUGCGAUGAGAAUUCUGCCGGAAUCCGGUUGAAAGCGCUGGAGGCCCUGCCACAGGUGAUUGUCGAUCGAGAUUCCCACACUCAAGCAGUGUCCGCAGAAGGUGUGGCACUGUUGCGAGGACUUGCGGACUCUGCAUGCCACGCAGAGCAGCCACUGCAUCAGUUCUAUGCACUUUCAAUUGCAGCCAAUGGCCUCGGAAAUCCAGGAACAGGCCUUGCACGUGCACUCCUCAAGCAAGGAUUGCUGGGCCCUGCCAUCCUCUUAGAGCACGCAGGUGGUCGCUGCACAGUACAUGGCUCCAAGCGCAGCAUUCGGGAUGCCGCCCAUCACUUCAUUAGCUCUAUGAGCAUGCGUCUUGGCACAGAGACGAUCCCCAUCGUCAGGAAGUCCUUGCAAGGCCUCCUCACCAAGGGCAAGCCGUGGAACGCGGCAGAUGAGGAACGAUGGCGCAGAUCAUCCUCUGGAAACCAAGCAGCUGAUUGCAGCCUGCAGUAG